AGGAAAGCACACUCCCUCACAAACUCUCAAGAGUCAUAGCCACAGAUAGUAAUACAGCCUAACCUAGGUAGGAGAGAAAAAAUGGCUUUCAGCAGGGCAGCAAAGCUGGGCAUGGUCGUCGUUGCCGUGCUGCUGCUCUCUGCCCCGGCAGCCUUGUCCUUGCCGUCGUUGAUCUCCAUGCCCAACAACGACGCCGGGGGUCUGUCCUAUGACUUCCACGACGCGUCGUGCCCGAACCUGGAUCAAAUGGUGCACGAUGCCGUGAAGAAAGCAAAGGAGGCAGAUGUCGGUGUCGUUGCCGGCCUCCUCCGCUUGUCCUUCCACGACUGCUUCCCUCAGGGCUGCGACGCGUCGAUUCUACUGUUGAACAAGUUCUGGGGCGAGCUGAACAUGCCUCAGAACCACGGGAUCCGGCGGAGCGCGGUGCAUCUCAUCGAGGACAUCCGCAAGGCGGUGCACGAAGCCUGCGGCGCCACCGUCUCCUGCGCCGACAUCCUCAACCUGGCCACCCGGCAGGCCGUGAUGCAGUCCGGGGUGCCAGGGUACGAGGUGCCGCUGGGCCGCCUCGACAGCCCCUGGCCGGCCGCGCUCAAAAAGGUCCAGGAACUCCCGGGGCCCGGCUUCAACGCCACCGAGCUCAAGGAAUCCCUGGCCAGCCGCGGCCUCGACACGACCGACCUCGUGGCGCUCUCCGGCGCGCACACCAUCGGCAGGGCGAGCUGCCGGAGCUUCAGCGACCGGUUCCAUGAGAACAACGACGGCUUCGUCCGGAGGCUCCGGGACAACUGCACCGGCAAUGCCGACCGGCUGCAGGAGCUCGAUGUGACCACCCCGGACACCUUCGACAACAAGUACUAUAGCAACCUGGUGAACGGGGAAGGAGUGCUCAGCUCCGACAUGGCGCUCACCCGUGACGCCGAGACCGGCAUGUUGGUCCGCAACUUCGCCGGGAACCAAGGGUGGUUCUUCAGCCAGUUUGGGACGUCCAUGAGGAAGGUGGCGCAUCUGCCGGGAGCCCAGGAAGCCAACGGCCAGAUCCGGAGGUACAGCUGCUUCUGGAACAACGCGUGGGGGCCGGCCGGGCCGCCUGCCGCCUACCUUGCCGGCGAGGAGCUCCUCAAGGCCUCCGUUUGAUGUCGGAUCAUAUCACCCACAUUAAUAACAUGCACCAUGCGUGCGUUGACAACGUACCCUAGCUACCCGGAUGUUGUCAAAGGCACGUUUCUUUCUUUUUCUUUGCACACGCCAUGUAAUAAGAGCUAGCUAGCUAGGGCCAAGCUAUGACCCUUGUGGGCUGUUUGCUUGAUAGUAGUGUAUGCCAGCCGUGUGCGGGCCUAGUUUGUGUGUCACGUUUCAGCAACUAUAUGUACUGCCUUACAGUGCAAUAAUAGAGUUAAAGGGUUGCUAUA
Brachypodium distachyon (stiff brome) is the source of this 1409-nucleotide messenger RNA. RefSeq names its product cationic peroxidase SPC4. The coding region runs from base 82 to 1134 and encodes 350 amino acids. Gene Ontology annotation, molecular function: heme binding; peroxidase activity. Gene Ontology annotation, biological process: hydrogen peroxide catabolic process; response to oxidative stress. The record is from RefSeq and is a predicted model, not a curated record. The transcript is spliced from 2 exons. Lineage: Eukaryota; Viridiplantae; Streptophyta; Magnoliopsida; Poales; Poaceae.